Stegostoma tigrinum is the source of this 2980-nucleotide messenger RNA. RefSeq names its product leucine zipper putative tumor suppressor 1-like. Gene Ontology annotation, cellular component: dendritic spine. NCBI's taxonomy places the organism in Eukaryota, Metazoa, Chordata, Chondrichthyes, Orectolobiformes, Stegostomatidae. The record is from RefSeq and is a predicted model, not a curated record. Gene Ontology annotation, biological process: regulation of dendrite morphogenesis; regulation of synaptic plasticity. The transcript is spliced from 4 exons. The coding region runs from base 400 to 2205 and encodes 601 amino acids.
GGCUCAUCGGUGUGUCUGCAUCCCCGGCAGAUGCAGAGAUCAAAAGGAGCACAGGGUGAAUGAAGCUGACUGCGCCACGCACAAGCCCUCUUUCUGCUUGCUCUGGCUUCGUUUCCCCGGGGAUACAAUGGAGGAAGGAGCGAGCGGUUUGAGCUGUCCAGCAGAAACAGACUUUAGCAGGACUCUGUACCAUUGCUAGCAGGGAGCUUGUUCAGGCACACACAGUCCCUUCGCAAAAUGCUUGAGCUCCAGCAGAACGAUGGCAGAAGGGCAAUACAAUGGAGUGUUGUUGUUGAAGUGGAUAUGCUGUGGCAACUGGAGAUGCCUUAUACACCCAGGUCGAGCUUACUUCUCAGGUGAAUAACUUGCAGCUUGUCUCACUGUCCUGCCGAAGGCAGCAUGGGGAGUGUGAGCAGCCUCAUUUCAGGCCAGAAUCUCCAACAGAAACACUGCAAAGCCUUGGAGUACAGAAAUAUCAAAGCUUCCCACCUCCACAAGCUCCUCAGGCAACAGGAUGGCCUGCUGAGGUUUGACACCAGCCACCAAGCUACCAACAAAGGCCCCAAAACAAACUCUGAGUGCGAGAAAACCGAGGACUUCUUCUACGUCAGUAUCAGCCAGACCAAUGGGCUGACCAACUUGGGCAAGCUGAAGAACUGCGCUGUCAAAGUGGAGCCUCAGAAAGACGGACCUGUCAGCCUGGAUGUGCAAGAACCUCCCUGCAAACCGGUACCAUUCUCUGGCCAGCUUGACAAGAGCACGGAAAAUAAUAUUGUUAGGCCGACAGCAUUGAAGGUGAUGGCACCAAGGAAUGGCAAUCCCAAUCUGAACUGUAUCUCAGGAAAGCUGACAAACCGAAACCUCGCAUUUCAGGGCAAUCUAUCGAAGGCAGCUACACAUUCAGAGAUGCACGAAGCUCACGAGCAGAAAAGCACAAACCAUUCAGGAACCCUGUCAGACUCGGGUCGAAAUUCCAUGUCUAGCCUGCCCACUCCAAGCACGGGAUAUAGCUGUGGCACGGAGCCAGUUGGGGCAGCAAACUUCAGCAGGUUCGGAGGCUCAGUUCAUCACAUUAGUCAGGGAGCAGGCUCUCUGGACAGCAUCUUGCGGACUGGAACCUGCAGCGCUUCCGCCCCUCAGAGUGGGCACACGCAGGCUAGUCACAGCACAUACUUUCACCAGCCCUGGAAAGAAGUUGGGUUGGAGGGACUACCACCAACUCAGGAUGUGAAGGAGACGGCCGUCAUCAGCAAGAACAUGAGCAAGCAGGAGAUGGCCAGCGUGAUGCAGUGUGACACCAAAACGAACCAAGCCCAUCAGAAAGCACCAAGAAACCAACACCAGCUUGUCCUGCUCCAGCUCAGCCAACUCCAACAAGACAAAGCCAAACUUCAGGAAGACUUCACACAACUCCUGCAGGAGCGUGACAACCUCAACGCCAAAUGCAAAGCUUACCAAAGGGAACAAACUGAGCUUGCUCCAAAGCUGGAAGAAACAAAGUGGGAGGUUUGCCAGAAGUCAGGGGAGAUCUCGCUGCUGAAACAGCAGCUGAAAGACUCACAGGCUGAGCUGAUGCAAAAGAGCAGUGAACUCUUGUCACUGAAGAUCCAGCUGAGGGAAGCCAAAGGGAAGCUGUCUGCCCGGGAACAGGCGGUCAAGGAGCUGCAAGACUCCCUGCAAGCCAGGGAAAGAGAUCUCGAAGUGUGUGAAAACGAGCGGCAGCGCGUGAAGAAUGCUGCCGACCUACUGAGGGAAAAGGUGGGCCUGCUGGACAGCCAGAUACUGCACCUGAAGCACCAGCUGGCCAGCCGCAAAGAGCUGGACAUUCGCACUGCGCAGGCCGAUCCCUCAGCCUCCCACAGUGGCUGCAGGGAGCUGCUCCCAUGCCAGCCUGACCAAGACCCCGUGGCUCGGCGAGGGGAGUUGGCAAGCUUACAAUCCCAGCUGCAGCAGGAGAAGCAAGCCAACUGGGAGCUCUCCAGCAACUUUCGCCAGGAGCGGCUCAUGUGGCAACUGGAGAAGCAGCGAGUGAUUGAAUACCAGAAGCAGCUCCAGCAGAGCUACACUGAGGUGCUACACCAGAACCAGAGCCUGCAGAACAUUAUCCAGCAACUUUCCACUCAGCUGGAGGCCAGGGAUCCUGGGGGUGGGGAAAGGCAGAGUGCCAACAUUCACUACCAGGAGACUGUCGCCACUGCCUUAUAACAAGUGCAAGGAACUGUUCUGCUUGUUUCAGUUUCAAUCACUGAGUGGAUCGGAGGGUUUCUCCAGCACAUAAUCAGAAAUUUCCAGACUGCGAAGUCACAUGACUUGACUUCAGUUGAGGUGACUGAGGAAUGACUGCCUCACGCUGUACCUUCUCAAUGUUUACAGACACGUGUCACGUGAAGGUGUAAGACCGAGGUCGCUGUGACAUUACACUCGCCUGUUCACAGCGAGCUCUCGAUGCUCGAGUCACUGGCUAUUACUGGUGAGCUGCUUGAGUACAGCACAUUCCCUGAAGGUGGUAUGACAACUGGGUCACUGAAAGAAUGGGGAGGAGAGAAAAGGCUCACCAAAACAACACAGCCUUUGAGAACAAAUGACCAGCAAUUCCAAACAGCAGGUCAACAGCAAGUGAGGGUCAGAAAUAAAACGUAAUUAGCCUCAAUCUCUUUUCUUGUCUCUCUGUCCAUCAUCAGCAACCAUAUUUUCAUACAAACUGUAGCCCAUUGGCAAGUGGAAACCAGGAUCUGAAGGGGGCCCAGCCAACUGAUUUUUAAAUGGUAAUUGUUCCCCAAUGCAAGAUUACAUUUUCAUCUUUGGUGUAAUGUUUACUGUAAGUACUCCAUACAUUUUAAAUACCUCCAUGAUUGAAGCUCACAAGCCAGGGAAAAAGGUUCAUAUAUGGAACUGUCAAUAACAGAGCAGGCCAUUCAGCCCGUCAGAGAUAGUAGAAAUUGCUGAUGCUGGAGAAUCUGAGAUAACACGGUGUGAAGCU